CUUUCUGUCUGAUCCCUUUGGGCCUGGCAGUGGCUGGGGUUUCGAGAAUACAAGAGGAUGGGAUUGGUUGAUGGGGGGUGGGAUCACUGUCAUGUCUGGGUGCCAGGUUUGUUGCCAACUCAUAAAGAGCGAAAGCUCGACGAGAGGGACGUGCCUGACGACUGACAGGUAACCAUUGUUACCUGAUCCAGGUCAUGCUCUCUGUAGAAACAUGAUUGAUGCUUCCGGUCCAUCCAUUUGUGUGACUAUGCUCCCCCUAAUCAUGGCAUUAACUUCCAUUCAGGUUGUUAUGAGUCAUACUGUGGUGUCUGUGGUGACGCACGGGUUAGGGAGUCACACGGGAGGGCUCAAUAGACGGCAACGUCAUGAGGAUUGACUAAACAGCAAUUCAGCAUCACAAAAGUGUCAAGCAUGUGGGGUCCAGGGAGUACAGACAUAACACUACACAGCUGGCCCAAAUAAGUUUCAGGUAGGCUUAGAAGGAUCCAGAGGUAUGAUGUCACUUCAGUAGGUUCACCAUCUAGUUUAAAACAGGACCCCCGUGAAUUCUACAAAACAUGGAUUCAACAAGGUGUUGGGCAUCCCACUUUAGGAUUUGGGUACCUACCUUCUCAAUGGCAUCGCACAGUUCCUGGUGAUUUGUCAGUCACCUGUUUAUGCUAUGAACCUCCUAUCUUGCUUCAUCCCAAAGGCACCAUAUUAUACUGAGACAAGGGGACCAUGCAGGGUAACCAGAAGUCACCAUCAUGUCUGCGAAGCCAGCUUGAGGUGGCAUGUGCUUUGUGAUGCGACACAUUAUCUGUUAAAGGUUAGGCUAUGACCAUGGAGGGAUACAAAAGGUCAGCAGCCACCCUUGUGGAAGCCCUGGAAUUCAGAUGGUGCUUAAUUGGUAUUAGGAGGCCGGAUGUGUGCCAAAAAGACAUUCAUCACACUGCCAUUAGUGCCAUCUGGAUUUUUAAGUUCUUGGUGUUUAUGGCAAAUUCAGUGUGCUUCUGUCAGCAGAAGCAGAUUUGGUUGAUCAAGUGGCAUCACUCCAGCCUUCAGUUGACCAGUUUUAGAGUACCCUUGCCAACUGGAAUUGACAUGGCAUGGUCUGCUGCUGCUGUAUGCCCAUCUGCCACCACUUUGAUGAUGAGGGGGUAUUUUGAGUGUUUGUGGCCUUUAUGUUAACUCAAAUUAGUCUGGCCAGUCUCCUCUAACCUGUGUUUUGGUCCACACAACUGCCCCUUACUGGGUGUGUUAGGUUUAUUGCGACCGUCUCUGUAAACUCUGGACACAGUCAAAGUCACUUAGAUCAGGCUUCUUGACCAUUCUAAUGUCUAGUUGACCUCUUGACCAAGGUGUGCAUGCUAUAGAGUUGGGCCCACAUGACUGGAUGUUUGAAUGAGCUGGUGAUUUCCAUUAAUGAGCAGACAGAUGUAAAAAGUGGCCUCUGAGUGGAGAUGAGCUCAGGAUGAGGCCAUAAUGGCACACAAAUGUGAAGCUACUAAGGGUGGCCAAAGUGCCGAUGUCACUCAGGUAAGGUGUAGUGUGACCUGGUUGCUGAUGUCAAUUCAGGGAGCUGUAGGUGUGACUGGUGUGUCAUUCAUGUGAUCCAGAAUGCUGAUAUCAUGUGGGUGUGUUGGGGGUAUGUGGCCAGAGCUCUGAUGUCACACAGGUAGGUGAGGGGGUGUGUGGCCAGGGCUCUGAUGUCACACAAGUGAUGUGGGGCUGCAGCCAGAGCUGAGAUGUCAAAACAGAUGUUAAGCUCCACUGUGGCACAGGGUAGAAGAGCCUGCAGGAGGUGCUUCUGCUGCUGUUGCUCAUUGUGAUUUACUGCCUUUACGCUUUUUGCAGAUUAUUAAACUGUAGCUCGACACAAUGGUGGGUGCCAGUGAGAGCAGCAGCUGGCCUGAUUGAGGCAGCCGAGGUGUGAAGGAUGUUAUAUUUAGCUGGCUUGGCCCUGAUCAACGGUGCAGCUGCUCUGGUUUGUAAUCAGCUCUCCAAGUGUUUUGGCGGCUGCUGCUGUUGUUGACGAUGCUGCUGCCAUGACGACCAGGCCUCUGCUCUCUGUCAGCCACGUGGAGGCUUCACUUUAGAAAGUGGUGAGAUUUAGUUGGAUGGUCCAAGGGCACACUGGUAAAAGAGGGGAUCCAAGGUAGCCCCCAGAGGAGAAUUUGGGUGCAGAGGUGGUGAGGAGGUCACCCUCGCCCCUCCAGCCUGCUAUUAAUGGACCAUAAACACCUGCAGACUCGAGGCAUGCUGCUUACCACCAGCAAUCUUAAUCUCCAAGCUCUCAGAUCUCGCCAUGUUCUGGUUCAAGCCAGUCCCCUGGCUAUGGGCCCACAGCCACCCAGACGCUGCUUCCUCAGAAACAUCAGGUGCCUUAGAAAUGUGAUCGUUAUUAUCGGGUUACUGCACCUCCAACACGCUCGUGGUACACCAUUAGCACAGGGAUUAGCAGCCGACUGGAAUCUGCGCAAAGUGCAGGAAUCGGCUUUUCAGUGCCCUUGCACACCCUGCUCUCCUUGGCAAAACCCACAAGGGUUGAGUGGGCACAUCCCAGCCCCAGAGAGCAGCUUUGACACAACCUGUGUGGUCAGUGCCCUGUACAGGUGAACAACUGACCCUGCCGGAUUCAGGCUUGAAGGGCAGGUGGGCCUCUCCCGUGAUUACCAUGAAAAUGUAACUCGAGGUCAGCGUUGACAGCAACUUCUGUUCUAAUCAGUAAUGUGUGCACAGUGCGCCGGGGGGCACCAGUGGGGGAUGUGGCAGAAGGAAGGGAGAGCUCUAGGGGCAGGACAAACAGUCCCAACAGAGAAGUUCGCUACCGGCUGGUGGGCAGAAGCACAGCGUGAAAGCAGAGAGUGAUUGAUGUGUCGAUUAGGCAGGCAGAGAAGAGAUCUGCGGCGUUAACAUUGCUCUCAUAGUCACAGCAAACUGCUGAUGUGCUGCGCUGGCCAAGGGCCCAGGGCCACUAACUGGACAGCUGAGAAGCGGAGAGGCGUCUGCCCAGCGAAUGCCACCGUGACGAUGCUUAAAAUGUAGAAUAUUGGCAUUCAGAUCGUGCGACUGAAGUGCCCCCCGCCCAUCAUCCCCAUAUAGAGGACUGAGCUGAAUGCAGAGUUCCAUCUUGUCACCUCUGGUGACUCGGGUGCAGGAAGAGUGACAAGGGGGUGGGGAAGUGGGGGGAGCAAGUGGACUAUAUCAGCUGCCUCUGCUGAAGAGCUGCAGGAGAAGCCAGCAGUAGAUGGAGAGGUGGCUCUGCAUGUAGCAUCCGACGCACUUCGUGAGAGCCCAGGGUAGAAAUCCUUCUUUGCUGUAAUCCCAGCUCUCACAGUGGACUUCAGUUACAAUGACAUCUCUACUGCUUGACGAGAUGUGUCACCUCACAGCUCAGUCUCUGUCCACCUUCGAGGUGUCGGACCACUUCCGUGUCAUCAAGCAGCUGGGCCAGGGCUCCUAUGGAAAGGUAAUGCUGGCUGUGCACAAAGGAAAAGGCACCCCCAUGGCACUGAAGCUUUUCCGCAAGAGCAACACAUCCAAGCUCUCGUUCCUUAGGGAGUACACCAUCUCACUCUGUCUGUCCAGUCACCCCUGUAUCAUCGGAGUCUUUGGAAUUGUUUUCCAGUCGCUGCGGCUCUACGGGUUCGCCCAGGAAGUGGCCAUCCAUGGUGACCUGUUUGAAAUCAUCGUGCCUCAGGUUGGGGUACCAGAAACCUGUGCCAGAAAAGUCCUUGUCCAGCUCAUUCAGGCCCUGGAUUUUCUGCAUGGGAAGGGGCUGGUCCACCGCGACGUGAAGCCCGAGAACAUCCUGGUUUGUGUGCCUGACUGCUCUCAGGUCAAGUUGUCUGAUUUUGGACUCACAAAGCCACGCGGAUCCCGAAUUCAUGGUACAUCAGGGCCUGUCCCUUACAGUGCCCCUGAAUUGACUGUCUCGGAGGAGGAGGAGAAGGAGCAACAUGGUAAGACACCUUGCCUACUGGCCGAACCAAGCUUGGACUGCUGGGCACUUGGCGUUCUCCUCUUCUGUAUUUUAACUGGGAACUUUCCCUGGGAGAAGACGAGCUGUUCAGAUCCGUUAUAUCGGGAGUAUAAAACAUGGUUUGACAGUCAAGAGGUGCAUCAAGUUGAUCCAUUGGCAGAUCACACAGAAGCAGGAGGAUCUUCAAACCCCUCUAACAGAGCGGGAGAUGAUGGAGGUCAAGAAGAACAGACCAGGAUGAAAGCUCCCACCCAGUUCUCCUCCUUCACCACCCUCGCCCUCUCACUUUUCAAAGGACUCUUGACACCUGAUGCCAAGGCUAGGGCCGCCCCUAAGGAGGUCCUUCAGUAUUUUGGGGGUGCCUGGGUGAAGGAUAAAGCAAAGGAAGGCAUGGAGCUGGGUACAAAAACACAGUCACGCAACUCGGAAGUGGCGGAGUGCCGGCCUUCAUCUUUCAGCUGUGCUGUAGAGACAGGACAGAAGUGGACUCAGCUGUGAACCAUCAAGCACUCAAAGGUCAAAAUUUGGGGUCUCCUGCCAAAUGAACCUCUGACCUCUAUUUGAACUGCCCAAGUUUAUAAAGGAAUUUUGUAAAUUGUGUUUUCUUUUUUUUCUUUUCUAGGUCGAACACAUUCUUUAUUGCAGUUGAAUAAAAUAAUUUUUUCUGUAAAA
Polypterus senegalus (gray bichir) is the source of this 4636-nucleotide messenger RNA. It is a transcript of the gene sbk3, whose product is annotated as SH3 domain binding kinase family, member 3. The transcript has 3 exons. The record is from RefSeq and is a predicted model, not a curated record. The coding region runs from base 3335 to 4462 and encodes 375 amino acids. Lineage: Eukaryota; Metazoa; Chordata; Cladistia; Polypteriformes; Polypteridae. Gene Ontology annotation, molecular function: protein serine/threonine kinase activity; ATP binding. Gene Ontology annotation, biological process: peptidyl-serine phosphorylation; peptidyl-threonine phosphorylation.